Molecule: messenger RNA, 2234 nt
Organism: Oxyura jamaicensis (ruddy duck)
Lineage: Eukaryota; Metazoa; Chordata; Aves; Anseriformes; Anatidae
Gene: CPNE2
Product: copine 2
Exons: 16
Coding region: 110-1744 (544 amino acids)
Biological process (GO): cellular response to calcium ion
Cellular component (GO): plasma membrane
Molecular function (GO): calcium-dependent phospholipid binding
Source: RefSeq, a predicted model, not a curated record
GCGGGCGGCGGGCAGCGGCCAUGGCGAGGCGCUGAGCCCCCGCGGGAGCUGCUCGGCCCGGCCCGGCCCGGCCCGCGGCGACUGCCUGGGGUUGCUGCUGCUGGAGUCCAUGGCGUACACUGGGACUCCCUCGCCAGCGGGGCCUAUCGGCUCCCAGUACUGCGUCUGCAAAGUCGAGCUGUCCGUCUGCGGCCAAAACCUUCUGGACAGGGAUGUCACUUCCAAAUCCGACCCCUUCUGUGUCCUGUUCAUGGAAGUCAAUGGAAAAUGGGUGGAGCUUGACAGGACAGAGACAGCUGUGAAUAACCUCAACCCAGCUUUCUCCAAGAAGUUCAUUGUUGACUACCACUUUGAAGAAGUGCAGAAGCUCAAAUUUGCCCUGUUUGACCAGGACAAGUCAAGCAUGCAGCUGUAUGAGCAUGACUUCCUGGGUGAAUUUUCCUGCACGCUGGGCAUGAUUGUCUCCAGCAAGAAAAUAACAAGAACUCUCCUUCUGGGGAAUGGCAAGCCGGCUGGGAAAGGGAUGAUAACGAUAGCUGCCCAAGAGCUCUCUGACAACAGGGUGAUUACUCUGAGCAUGGCUGGCAGGAAACUGGAUAAAAAGGAUCUGUUUGGAAAGUCAGACCCCUUCCUGGAGUUUUAUAAACCUGGUGACGAUGGGAAGUGGAUGCUGGUGCACAGAACAGAGGUGAUCAAGUACACGCUGGACCCCGUCUGGAAGCCGUUCACUGUGCCUUUAGUGUCACUCUGUGAUGGGGAUGUGGAGAAGCUGAUAAAGGUCAUGUGUUACGACUACGACAGUGAUGGGGGACAUGACUUCAUCGGGGAGUUUCAGACCUCAGUGGCCAGGAUGUGUGAAGCCCAGGAUGCCUUUCCACUAGAACUAGAGUGCAUUAACCCGAAAAAGCAAAAGAAGAAAAAGAAUUACAAGAACUCUGGGAUCAUCAUUGUCAAGUCCUGCAAGAUAACCAGAGAUUUCUCCUUCCUAGACUAUAUCCUGGGAGGCUGCCAGCUGAUGUUCACUGUUGGGAUUGACUUCACAGCUUCCAAUGGGAACCCGAGAGACCCCUCCUCUUUGCACUAUAUCAACCCCAUGGGAACAAAUGAAUACUUGUCAGCUAUCUGGGCUGUCGGGCAGAUCAUCCAGGACUACGACUCAGACAAAAUGUUUCCUGCUCUGGGAUUCGGUGCCCAGCUCCCACCGGACUGGAAGGUGUCCCACGAGUUUGCCAUUAACUUCAAUCCCACCAACCCGUUCUGUUCAGGCGUGGAGGGCAUUGUCCAAGCAUACUCAGCCUGCCUGCCUCACAUCCGCUUCUACGGACCCACCAACUUCUCCCCCAUUGUCAACCAUGUGGCCCGGUUUGCAGCUCAGGCAACCCAGCAGGAGGCUGCGUCCCAAUACUUCAUCCUCCUCAUCAUCACAGACGGGGUCAUCAGCGACAUGGAUGAGACGCGGCACGCCGUGGUGCAGGCUUCCAAGUUGCCCAUGUCGAUCAUCAUCGUUGGGGUGGGCAACGCCGACUUCGCCGCCAUGGAGUUCCUGGACGGGGACAGCCGGGUGCUGCGCUCCUACACGGGCGAGGAGGCCGUGCGUGACAUCGUCCAGUUCGUGCCCUUCCGGGAUUUCCGCAAUGCCCCCAAGGAAACGCUGGCCAAAGCUGUGCUGGCAGAGCUGCCCCAGCAAGUUGUGCAGUACUUCAAGCACCAAAAUCUGCCCCCCAUCAACUCGGAGCCGGCGUAGCGCCAUGCCUGGCGGCGCCAUCUGCAUGUCGCUGAAGUCUGUUGGUGCCACCGAAAUCGCAUGUGCCACAUGCUUUUAAAUGAAGAAUACCCUCCCUGAAACACACAGUUUUGUACUUUUUAAUUUAAUUGUUAAGUUCUUAAAACUCAUCCCAGAGAAGCAUCUGGAUUCAUUUUGUACAGUCCCAGCCUGAGGUAACACCAAGAGGCCAGCCAUGCCCUGGUCCUGCUCUGUUGAGUCACUUUUCAGUAUUGAAUGUACUUUGUAUAAUUUUAGUGGAACAGGAUACAAUUUUUACAAUCAAAACUUGCUUUUUCCAAGCAAUGAAAUGCUUAAUAUAUUAUUAUUAUUAUCAUUCAAUGAACUGGUCAUUGUAUAGGUCAUGUAUCUUUGCUGUACCUGUACCUCUGUCAUGCUCUAUGUUCAUUUUUAUACUGUGUACAUGUUAUAUUUGUUAUACUCAGGUUAAUAAAGAAACUUGGACAUUUAA